CCCCGUGUCCCUGCUGUGCCGGCUCGAGUGUCGCGCCGCGUUUUUCCGCCGGGGUUGGCGUUCCCCGCGCCAAGCUCCCGCGGUGCCCGGAGCAGCGCGCUGGUUGCCUGGGAGGAGCCGCUGUGUACAGGCUACGCAGGACUGUGCCCAGGCCCCGGCGAGCCGUGAUCGCUCCCUGCAUCCCGGGAGGUGUGCCCGUGGGCCCGGCGUGGGCGUGGGCGCUGCACCGCGGGCAGGGAGGUGUCAGGGCCGGAGGGGUUCCCGGGCAGGAGCCUCUCCCGAGCAGACAGGUGCAGGCAGCGCGGCUGGGCGGCUCGGGUGCACCGGAGACGCGAAGGCACCAGCAUGACUAGUCCUGGCACAAAGGGGUCGUGGCUCUCGCAGCCGACCGUGAAGAGCGUGCUGGUGUAUCGCAACGGGGACCCUUUCUUCCCGGGGCGCCGCAUUGUCAUCCAUGAGAAGAAAGUGUCCAACUUUGAUGUGUUCCUGAAAGAGGUGACGGGCGGGGUGCAGGCACCCUUUGGAGCUGUGCGAAACAUCUAUACCCCCCGGGGUGGGCAUCGUGUCCGACAGCUGGAGGAGCUCCAGAGUGGAGAGCAGUACGUGGCUGGUGGCAGGGAGGCCUUCAAGAAACUCAACUAUUUGGACAUUGGAGAAACAAAGAAAAAACCUGCUGAAGUCAAUAAUGAGGUCAAGCCAGUUACUCACAGUAGGAUCACCGUGUCAGCACGGUUUCGAAAGCCUCUCCAGGAGCCCUACACUAUUUUCCUGGUUGCUAAUGGAGAUGUUAUUAGCCCUGCAGUGCGCCUCCUCAUUCCCAGGAAAACACUGAAUCACUGGGAUCAUAUUCUUGAAAUGGUUACAGGAAAAGUAACCCUCAGAAGUGGAGCUGUUCACAGACUUUACACUGUAGAUGGAAAACUUGUUCAGGAUGGGUCAGACUUGGAGAAUGGGCAAAUUUAUGUUGCAGUGGGUAGAGAGAAGUUUAAGAAGUUGCCGUAUGGUGAUCUGCUGUCCAAAUCUACAACGAGAAGGCCACAGGGUUUCAAAACCUCAGUACUACCUCCGAUUGUGGGAUCUCGCAAGUCUAAAGGCAGUGGAAAUGAUCGGCAAUCUAAAUCUACCAUUGGAUCCAGUGACCGAGGAGAAAACAAUUCCUCACCUCAGCUUCCCAAAAGGAAAGACAAAAAAAGCCAGAAUCCAGAGAAUUCUGUGUCCAGACGACACUUUUCUAACCAGUCUACAAAAGUAAAACAGGCAGUAAAAGCUUCCACAGGAGUCCUUCAAGAUAAUGGUGAAGAUAUUUACAAAGCCGGAGAAGAGGGGUCUGAAAUGUGGGGGGCUGUUGAAGUACAAGAAGAUGAAGAUACUCUUGUGGAAGUUCCACUGGACCAGAGACCAGCAGAAACUGUAGAUGAAGAAGAAAAUGUAGAAGAGGAAAAUGACAGGGGAGAGGAGGCAUAUAAAAGAGACGAAGAAUAUCCAGAAGUGAAUGGAGAGGAAAGUGGGAAAACUGUUAAAGAAGGAAUUGAAGUGGAAGAAAACAAAAAGAAAUUAAAUGAAAAUUAUGAAGAUGAAGCAGGAGAAACACAGAAUAUUGACCAAGCAGAGGAAGAGGAACUUACCUAUUUAAAUGGCAAGAACAAUGAAGGAAAUGGUGAGGGAAUGGAGCAUUUGAACUACGAAGGUGAUCUUCAGCCUGAAGAAGAAAUAAAAGAGAAUUCUGGAAUUCAGAACCAGGUUGAUCCCGGUCUUGAAAAAACAUCCACAAAUCCAAGGGUGACAAUCACCAGCCCACAGGAAAGUGAAAAGAACGACCAGAGCAAUGACUGUGCAGCAGUUGCAUAGACAUAGGAAAAAUGUAAUGAGCAGAAAAUGAAAGAGGAUAACACUUUAAAUAUAAAGUAUGUUAUUUUUUGUGAUUGGUAACUUAUAUUAGGAAGGCAGGUUGAGUACCCACGUAAUGAGUUGUGAGAUGAUGAUGCUCUAUGGACCAAUGAAAAACAAGUGUUUAUAUCUACAAGAAGAACAUAGGAUUAUUUUUGCAAGGUGAGAUUUUUCUGAUAGGAUUGGAGGGGGGAAAUACAAGAGUACUUUAUAGUAGUAUUAGAAAUAAAUGAACUAUUCUGUGGUACAAGGUAGUUAGCAGUAAUAGAAUAACCACAAAAAUUACACUGUUCUGGGAAAAGGAAAAGACACCCACCCAGAUUCAAUGUCAAAACUUUUGUCGAUUUGUUCAGAAAAAGAAACUAUUUUUUACCUUUUAAUUAGGAUAUGUGUAGUUUUUCCUCUAAAAUUCCACAUGAUAUGUAUGAUUUUCAGGCAUAACAUUAAGAUAUAACUAGAAUACGUUCCGCACUUAAUGGAUUUAUGCCACAGAAAAUGGUUUACUAUAAUGAGGGGCCAGUUCUAAUGUUACUAAAUAGUGGAUUUUCAGUAUAUUAAUUAGAAUUAUUAGUGUUUGCAUACAUAAAUAGCACUUAUUUAGCACUAUGAAUACAUGUGGACGGCCUACAACACUGCAGCUAGUUUCCAUUUAAAACACAAAGUUUUGUUGAUUGUCCUGCACUGAUUCACUUAACAGUGAAUUAUUGUCAUCAUGAACAAAAAAUAAAGGAAGAGUAUGUAGUAGAUCAGUUCAAAAAGUUGAAUUUGGAUGGAUUUUUAAUUCAGUCUAAGAGAAACUUAAUUUACUAAUUAAAAACUAAACUAAAAAAACAGAACAUGCCUGGAUUCAGACUGAGAUUUCCAUGAAACCAUUGCUGUUGAUGGAGCCAUUUUAAUAUGUGAGACAUCAGGAUGAGCCUACCAGAUUUCUGUAAAAGUCAGGAACAAUUAUUGCAUUUAUGAACCCUUUGCAUGGCCUUAAUGGUUGGAAGUGUGUCAUCAUCCUUUUGAGCAGGCUGUCUCCUGAUAGGCUGUGGCUUAAUAUGCAUUAGUGAAUAAGGCAUUGAUCCACAGUAUUAGUUCUCUUAAUGACACUGAUUCCAUUGCUCUUAUCAUUUCUUUGUUAGUAAUGGGAGUAAUUUGUAGUUCAUAGAAAUACAGCCCUGAGCAUAAUUUUAUUAAUUAUACAAAAGAAAUAGUGGGUUUCCUUAUCGUUAAUGCUAGUAAAUUAUUACUACAAGAAA
Messenger RNA from Corvus hawaiiensis (hawaiian crow), 3131 nucleotides. RefSeq names its product doublecortin domain containing 2 (gene DCDC2). The transcript is spliced from 10 exons. Gene Ontology annotation, cellular component: microtubule organizing center; axoneme; microtubule. Lineage: Eukaryota; Metazoa; Chordata; Aves; Passeriformes; Corvidae. Bases 346 to 1848 code for a protein of 500 amino acids. Gene Ontology annotation, biological process: dendrite morphogenesis; intracellular signal transduction; cilium assembly. The record is from RefSeq and is a predicted model, not a curated record.